CUACCACAAAAGCUUUUAACAUGCACUUAGUUCACUAGAGUACGCAAUCUUUACUAUGGUUGUACUGUCAGAAGCUUCAACUAGCUUGCAUGCCUAUACUCGCCCUAGACUAGAAGAUGAUCCUGGAGGGGAUUCACUGUAUCUCGCUCCAGGGAAAGACGCGGCUUUCUAUGAAAGUCUCCUAGUCCAGCAUGAGUCGCGUCUGUUUGAGACGGAUGAAUCUAUAUUUGAAAUAAUACGCCUACUCCAUGAUAAUGAAAGAUCGAUUCAUGGCCGUAUCGAAAUCCAAACUAUUUCGGAUAUGGGUAGCCUCGUCGUACAACUGGAGCGUCAAAGAAGCAAAGGCGAACAGCUAUUCUUCAUCAUUCCUCAACUUUAUUCUUGGGGACAGCUCCAGAUUACCAGAGAGGCCUUUCAACGAAUUCUUGUGUGCCAGCAAGUCUCAACACCUUUCUUAAACGUUGUGAAUGAAUUCGGUUCUAAGAUCCGACACGAAUUUCCGAGAUGUAAUACCUCGUUUUUCUGCAGCCGUAUGGAUUCUUGGCCGAACUUGGAAGGACAAGCAGCUUACGAGAGCCAUCAUGACUAUGAACUGUCGUAUAUUCUCCAAUUCGUGGAGAGGAAUGGCCGGAACCGAGGUAACCCCUGGUCUAUCCGACAAACUGGUGUCUACCAACAAGCGAAACUUGAUAAUCGUCAGUCGGUCUGGAUAUUUUUGCAGGUAUCGACGCCUACCAGGGGAGUUUUAGAGGACAAACUGCGGAGGCAAUUAAGUUGCCAUGGCGAGAGCGACAGUCCUGUUGCGCUCCACGCUCUUCUACUUAGGGCAACAGCAGGCAACUGGGGAGAGUACGUUCGAGGCCUUAGUGCGCAGCUUAGAGAUUUAGAUGAGAAAGCAUGUUUCUCUAAAAUAGGCAUCGUAGCUGCACAUGAUUACUCUGUCACUUUCGCAGAUAUGCAGGCUCUACAGAUAUUGCGACACAAAAUUCUCACAGUAUCUUUGAUUCUCAGCUCUUGCCUAGAUGUUGCAGCAAGACUAACAGAGCACUGCCAUAAGCUUGACGGAUCUGGUUUCUCUCCUAAGAGUGAACAAGUCCGUAAGUCGAUCGAGAUGUAUGCUGCAGACAUUCGUGUUCACCAGCAAAGUGUUGGAGUCCUGAUGGAGGCGCUGCAAGGCACGUAUGGCUUGCUAUCAAAGAUAAUUGAAUUCCGUAACAUCGAGAGUCUACGGCAUAUCACCGAGGCAUCCGAGAGGCAUCUUGUCUCUUUAGAGGACCUUACUUUGCGGAUCCGGAACGAGAAUCGCGACUCAGCUACCCUUGCUUCUCACGCUCAAAAGGACACAAAGGCCAUGAAGGCAUUGACCACGAUGGCUACUACGCUCCUUCCAGCGUCGUUGAUAGCAACAAUAUUCAGCUCGAACUUAGUCCAGCUAAAGCAGGACAGCAAUUCUGACGGCCAAAAGACGCACUUUGUCAUAGCUACCCAGUUCUGGAUAUAUGUCGUGGUCACACUAGCUUUGACAAUCAUUAUUCUAGGCUGUACACGCCUUCUGGAACGCCAGUGGAUAAGGAGUCUGUUUUAAGGCCUUCCAUCGCCAGAGCAGGCCAUGUAGGUUUUUGUCAGUCUAUUAUGUCCGAGCGUUGCGUUUUAGCUUGAUGGAUCCGCCAUGUUCAAUAUUAGAAAUGGAAGGAUCCAGGACCCAGGGACUGUAACCCAUACAAUUUAGGAUGGAUUUUGGGGAGUCCCCAUAUAAGCUCAACCGGCAACUAUUGAGGAGGGUUAAGUGACUAGUGGGGACGCUGGGGGAACCUAGAUAAUAAGGAGUGAUUAGGGACUCCGCUUCAACAAGAGUAUAC
Molecule: messenger RNA, 1859 nt
Organism: Lindgomyces ingoldianus
Lineage: Eukaryota; Fungi; Ascomycota; Dothideomycetes; Pleosporales; Lindgomycetaceae
Exons: 8
Coding region: 56-1585 (509 amino acids)
Source: RefSeq, a predicted model, not a curated record